AUGUUAACACGGCAAUCGCGAAAUGACGUCGAAGCACAAGGAGAACAAACCAUCGCACAAAACGACAUCGAGUCAACAGAAGCCAAUUUCAAAUCGUUGUUGAGAAAGCUCGCUUAUUUUAACCGAUCUACGGCUGAUGUUCUAGAAAGUGAGUACGGAAGUGACAAAAUAAACAGACAAUAUACUUUGCUUAAAACCAAACUGGACGAAGCGUACGAUUUAAUACAAACUAUACAAGGUUUAAAGUUAGAUUCCGACGAGAGCGACGAAGCAAUCGAUCAAUGGACUCAGGAAAGGAAAUUACAAGUGCAACCCUAUGAAAAUGCGGUCGAAAAGCUCGACGAAAGGCUAAAACAUGACGAAAGUAUACGCAAGGAAAAGGCUCGUAACGACAAGCUAAACGAGGAAUCUAUUAUUCGAGACUGGAUGAGGCAAGAAGAACAGGAAGCUGAGAACAAUAAAAGAAUUCGUGAGGAGAAAUUCGCUUUACAACUUGAGGAAACGAAAUUGGAAAUAGCAGAAAAGAAACGC
This is a messenger RNA of Paramuricea clavata, 531 nucleotides long. Lineage: Eukaryota; Metazoa; Cnidaria; Anthozoa; Malacalcyonacea; Plexauridae. The record is from the annotation of a GenBank genome assembly.